Messenger RNA from Homo sapiens (human), 11394 nucleotides. It is a transcript of the gene KPNA5, whose product is annotated as karyopherin subunit alpha 5. The record is from RefSeq and is marked reviewed. Gene Ontology annotation, molecular function: nuclear import signal receptor activity. Gene Ontology annotation, biological process: NLS-bearing protein import into nucleus; protein import into nucleus. Gene Ontology annotation, cellular component: cytoplasm. Bases 240 to 1850 code for a protein of 536 amino acids. The transcript is spliced from 15 exons. NCBI's taxonomy places the organism in Eukaryota, Metazoa, Chordata, Mammalia, Primates, Hominidae.
AUCUUGGAUUGCGAACUGGGUCGCUACGCUUCACGCCAGGGGCGGAGUGGCGGCCCUUCUGUUACCCGCCACACACGUCGCCGCUGGGGACUGGGAAAUCAGGGCAUCGGAGAGUGCCACAUUAAUGGGUCUCUGGAACCUGGCGGUGCCGGGUGUUUCUCGUGUUUUCCCCAGGGCGACAGCGGUCGCGGGGGCGUGGCAGCCGGACCUUUCCCUUGCGGACGCGAAGGCGUGAUGCCAUGGCUAGUCCAGGGAAAGAUAACUAUAGAAUGAAAAGUUAUAAGAAUAAAGCCCUAAAUCCUCAAGAGAUGCGUAGACGAAGAGAAGAAGAAGGAAUACAGCUUAGAAAACAAAAAAGAGAAGAACAGUUGUUCAAACGCAGAAAUGUCUAUUUGCCCAGAAAUGAUGAAUCUAUGCUUGAAAGUCCUAUACAGGAUCCAGAUAUUAGUUCCACUGUACCCAUUCCAGAGGAAGAAGUUGUUACUACAGAUAUGGUUCAGAUGAUUUUUUCUAAUAAUGCUGAUCAACAGCUAACAGCAACACAGAAAUUUAGAAAGCUGCUUUCUAAAGAACCUAAUCCACCAAUAGAUCAAGUUAUACAGAAACCAGGAGUUGUACAGAGAUUUGUGAAAUUUCUUGAAAGAAAUGAAAAUUGCACUUUACAAUUUGAAGCUGCAUGGGCAUUAACAAAUAUAGCAUCUGGAACUUUUCUGCAUACCAAGGUAGUGAUUGAAACUGGGGCUGUUCCGAUUUUUAUCAAACUUCUUAAUUCUGAACAUGAAGAUGUUCAGGAACAGGCUGUUUGGGCACUUGGUAAUAUUGCUGGUGACAAUGCAGAAUGCAGAGAUUUUGUUUUGAAUUGUGAAAUACUUCCACCUCUUUUAGAGUUAUUAACAAAUUCAAACAGACUCACAACAACAAGAAAUGCCGUGUGGGCCCUCUCAAAUUUAUGUAGAGGCAAAAACCCUCCUCCAAACUUUAGUAAGGUUUCACCUUGCUUAAAUGUCCUGUCACGACUGUUGUUUAGCAGUGACCCAGAUGUGUUAGCAGACGUGUGUUGGGCCCUUUCUUAUCUCUCCGAUGGACCCAAUGAUAAAAUUCAAGCAGUCAUUGAUUCUGGAGUCUGUCGAAGAUUGGUGGAACUUUUGAUGCACAAUGAUUAUAAAGUUGUAUCACCUGCAUUAAGGGCAGUUGGUAAUAUUGUGACUGGUGAUGAUAUUCAAACACAGGUAAUUUUGAAUUGUUCUGCAUUACCCUGUCUCUUACAUUUAUUGAGUAGCCCAAAGGAGUCAAUUAGAAAAGAAGCCUGCUGGACUGUUUCUAACAUCACUGCUGGAAAUAGAGCUCAGAUUCAGGCUGUUAUAGAUGCAAAUAUUUUUCCUGUUUUGAUUGAGAUUCUUCAGAAAGCAGAGUUUCGUACCAGAAAAGAAGCAGCUUGGGCUAUAACUAAUGCAACAUCAGGAGGUACUCCAGAGCAAAUAAGGUAUUUGGUAGCUUUAGGCUGCAUUAAACCACUUUGUGAUCUUUUGACUGUUAUGGACUCCAAAAUAGUCCAAGUGGCUUUAAAUGGACUUGAAAAUAUUUUACGUCUUGGAGAACAAGAAUCUAAGCAGAAUGGAAUAGGCAUUAAUCCAUACUGUGCUCUCAUUGAAGAAGCAUAUGGUCUGGAUAAAAUUGAGUUUUUGCAAAGCCAUGAAAAUCAGGAAAUUUACCAGAAGGCAUUUGAUCUGAUUGAACAUUACUUUGGUGUAGAAGAAGAUGACCCCAGCAUUGUACCUCAGGUGGAUGAAAACCAACAACAGUUUAUAUUUCAGCAGCAGGAAGCACCAAUGGAUGGAUUUCAACUUUAACUUACUGGAGGAAAAAAAAUUUAUGGCUAAAAAGGGUAGCUUCAGGUAACUCCUCUUUGUUGCCAAUGUAAGAAUGUUUGUUUUUUUACAUAGAACAGUAAAGAGAAUUUGAUGCACUUUUAGAAAGCAAAAUGAAACAAAAAUUUCCAUUCAGAUGCAACCUUUCAUUGUAGUUUGUUGUUGUUUUAGUUUUGUUGUUGUGCCUGUAUUUAUAUCUUCUAUUGUUUGGAUUUUUGUAUCUAUUUGUGAAUAAUUGAAUAUGCAAUUAUUUAGUAAUUUAAGCUUGAAAAGGAGAAUUUUGGUGAAGCAUUACUUAGUAAUUCUGAAUUUUUUCAAGCAUUCUUGGAAACUGCACAUUAGCAGUAAACCUAUUGAUAAUUGCAUUUUGGCAGUAAGUCUUACACAUCUAAUCUCUACUAAAUCUACCUCUAUCUUGAAGCAGAAAUAAAAACAAAAAAGCUUCAGAAGCAUGAAAUAAUGCAAAUGCUAAAUUAGAAUGUGAAAAUAUUUAUUACCUUAAAUUAUACAUAUCACUGUGCUGUAGGUUAUACUUUGCAAAAAAUUGCAACAGAAAACCUAUAAAAUUUAUUUAUAAAACAGAAGAAAUAUUAUACUGAUAAUCCAUUAAAAUGUGGCAAUUGUGAAGGGAGAAGCUGUUUUUCAUGUUGAACACAUUAAAAAGAUUACUUUAUAAAAUGUUUAAAUAUUUCUGUUUUUAACAUAUAAGUGCUAUGUAUAUUAGUAUAUUUUGUAUUUCAACCAAAUAUGCUACCAUUUUUGAAAUAGUGUUUUAUUGUUUUUCACUCAUUGUUUUAAAGAGCAUCAUGACAGAGAUGUCAUCAUGAAUCUAAAGUAGUGCUGCAUAUCUAAAAUAAUAACUAAUUAUUUCUCUGAUUUUUCAGAGCAGUAAUUGAAAAGUUUCAUUUUCUGUAUAAUAGUACUAGUUUAAGUUUAAGUACAAGUACAAGUUUAGGUACUCGAAUGACAAAAUUACCCUGAAGAAAUAACCUUAUUAUGUGUUAAAUUGUAUUAAAUGCAUUUAACAUUUGGAUGCUAAAUGAUAAUGAAAAUUGCUAAAGGUUCUUUAAUAUGGUUCAAAUCUAUAAGACUUUUUUCUUUUAGUAAUACUCAGAGGGUCAUUCUGCUGCUUGUUAUGAAUCAUAGAUUACAUUCAUGUCAGAUUGAUCAAUAUGUAUGUUUUAUGAUUUAACAGCAAAAACCUCUUCAAACGGAAAAUUUGAAAGAAAGGUUUCAAUAGAAAAAUUAUAUAUAUAUUUAUACAUAUAUAUGUGUGUGUGUUACUCUCACAGUUCAACUACUGUUGAACUCAAUCUUUUAAUUUAUAGUUAUACGUAGGCUAUUUAUGUGUCCAAUUGUAUACCUAGAAUACUUACUUAAAACUUAGUUUACAACUCUUUUUAAGAUGAGAACUAAGGCAAUUUUGAUAUGAUUCAUGGUCUAUUCUUUAAAAAAAGAUUUCAUUUAUGAUAGUAUUUGUAAUGUUUCUGCUGGAAAUCAGAGGCACGUUCCAAGAGGAAAAUGUAUAUAGGAGUACUUUUAAAGAAUAUGUCACUUUGUAAAUUACAUAUCAUGAAACUAAGCUUUUGACAAGAUACUUAAAACCUACAGCUGUAAAAUACAGGUUUAAAUGGUGUUCGUAAUGCUGAGUGCAUCUGCCAGCCCUUUUUUAUUAUUAAGUAGAAGAUUGUAUCUGUGCCCCUUUUUUCGUAGUGGAAGGUAUAUAGCCGAGUAUAAAAUGGUUUUCUUUUGCAUUAUCUGUAUUCAAAAAACAGGGUAGUUAUAUUAAAGCUUACCAAAUUGAUGGUGAAUUUAUCAGAUUAACCUUUUUGUGGUGCAGAUGGUUCUAAGUAUCAGGUGACAGGGUAUUCUACUCUUUCUAGUCAAUUAAAAUUGAUAAUGCAGCAUGAUUCAUAAACUAACCAGCUGUGCCUCCUUUUAUUUUGAGGACCCUGUAGUCACUAUAAUAAAUUUCUAAGCCAAAUUUUUCAAACAAGAUAGUUCUUAUAGAAGGAGAAAUAAUAAAUAUGUGUGUGUUGAUGCAUGCACACAGAAUGACCUGUGAAAGGAAACUUAAAUUUUGCCGGUAAAACAAACAUAUCUCUACAGACUGUGAUUAUACUUCAUAAGCAUUUAAAUACAGUUUUAUUUAUUUCCUUAAAUAUAUUACUUGGGUAAUUAAUUUUAGAUUUGAUUGCAAAGAGCACUGUAUAGCAGUUGGGACCAGCUCUUGGCUUGGCUUGGCUUGGCUUAUUGUUAAGAGUUUAUUGGAUCAAGACUAACAAAUAACUUUGUGAUGAAAAUUCUUCAAAAAUAUAGCUACUCUUUUCAAGUAUACCAUUUAAAAUAUUUCAUCAGGCAGAGCCCUGACCAGGAAAAAAAAAAAAAAAGAAAGAAAGAAAAGAAAAAAAUAAAUAAAAUGCUCCAAAAAGUGUUUUCAGUAGUCUUCACUGGCCCUUGUGGGAGGAAAAAUACUUUUUUAACUUGCUUUUCUAAGAUUUGUUAUAUUUAAAUCCAAGAGAAACUAUGCCGAAAAAAAGUGUUAUAAAGAGGAAUGCAUGUAGCAUUAAUGCAAAUAUCAAGAAAAUACUUGAAAGAGUCCUUUUCAUUUAUUUAAUUAAAUUUGGUGUUUUAUUUUGUCUGAAUCUGAAUUUCUCCUAUUUAAUCUAUGCAAUUAUGCUUGUUUUAUAUUUAUAAGCACUUGACUCACUGGGUGUGGUCUUUUUACUGUGUUUUAUUUCAAAACGUUGUUUUAAGUGAUAGUGUCCUUAAAUUUUAGUGUCAUUUGGUCAACUUACUGGUAACACCAGAACAAGAAAGCAAAAAAGUAAUAAAUUCUGCUGGCACAGAACUAACAUAUCAUUUGGUAACUGUAAAACCUAUUUGCAGUUAAAGGUUGAUUUAUUGGAUAAGGGACUAAAAGAAGCAUAUAUUACCUUUGCCUUUAUAUUUUUUCUUCUUUUAAGAAGGAGCAUUAUGGAAAAAUAAAUAUAAAGUCUUAGUGAAUUUUUGUUAUGGUUCUCAAUUCAGCAAUCUACUGGCUGCUUGCGAAACUGUGAAAUCAAAUUGUUCUUAACCUUUAUUCAGUUUAGUUUAUAGCAUUACUGUUUUAUGAAAUGUGACAUUUUAGGAGCCAAUAUAAUAGAGCUCUAAAAGGAUAGUAUAUCUUUAAAUUCUGACUGGGGAGUAAGAAGAGAAGAUAUUCUUACCCUACUAAAUAAACCAACUUUUGAGUAGUAUGCAAUAUUAUGAAAUGUUACAACACUAUAUUAAAAAUAAUAAAAUAUUUUAAAAUUGCAUUUAUAUAAAUGUGUCCAUUUCAUUUUUUCUUAAGAUUGUUGUUUCCUAACAGAACAAAGACAGAUGCUAUUAUUGGUUAAAAAUCCAUUUACUUUCUAAAACUAACAAAGGAGAAAAAAUAGAAUUAUAAAAAAUAGCUAAUCCAAAACUAGACAGAAAAAGAGAAAAAACAAAUGAAGAUGGAACAAAUAGCAAGAAAGAUCAAACUCAGUUAUAUCAGUAGUCACAGUAAUUACUAAUGAUUUAAACAUGCCAAUUAAAGUGCAGAGGUUAUCAGUUUUAAUAAAAAAGUAAGGCCGUAUUUUGCCUCUAAGAAAAUGUUUUCAAGAAGCAAAUUGGUGAAAAGGGUGGAAAAAAGAUAUACCAUGCUAUCACAAAUCAAAAGUAAGUUGGGGUGGCCAUAUAAUGCAUAUCAAGGUGCAUUUCAGAGCAAGGAAUAUUUAUUGCUGGAGAUAAAGAGGGUCAUUUGAUAAAGGGAUCAAUUCAUGAUAGUCAAAAUGUAGAAACAAAUGUUCAUCAGCCAAUGGAUAAAUAAAAUGUUAUAUUCAUAAAAUGGGAUAUUACUCAGUAAUAAAAUGAAAUAUGGAUAUAUGGUACAACAUGGAUGAACAUUGAAAACAUUAGGCUAAGUGAAAGAAACCAGAUUCCAUUUAUAUGAAGUGUUCGGAAUAGACAAAUCUAUAGAAACAGAAAUAAAUUAGUAUCUAGGACUGGGGAAAGUUGGAAAUGGGAGGUGACUGGGUACAAAGUUUCUUCUUUGAGCAAUAAAAAUAGGAUUUUCUAAUAAAUUCAGAGAUGUGCUGCCAUCACCAUAAGCAAAAGUUCACUUUUUUACUGGCACUAGCCAUAUUUCAAGUGCUCAGUAGGGAGUGCAGGGCUACAGUAUGUUUUUUAAAUCACGUGAGAGUAACACAAAGUUUUAAAUGCAUAUUUUACACCCCAAAGCAACCAAUUCUUGUUCUUGGAGUUAGCUGAGCUUCCUAGGAUCCAUGGAUUUAUAGUUUUCAUCAAAUUUGAAAACACAGCAAUUAUUUAAACAUUUUUUCAUUUCCAAUUCCGCUUAUAUUAGUCUGCCUGAAAUACUCACACAGCUUAUUAAUGCUUUGCUCAUUUUUGGUUAUUUUUCAUUUUGUAUAGUUUUCAUUGUUUCGUCUUCAAGUUCACUAAUCUUGUCUUCUGCUGUGUCUAAUCUCUUAAUUCCAUUAGUGUAUUUUUUAUGUCAGACAUUGUGUAUUUUAUCUUUAAAAAUUCAAUUUGGAUCUGUUUUAUAUCUUCCAUUUUUUUUAUCAUACUCAAGCUUUCCUCUGCUGGCUUGAACACAGCAAGUAUAAUAGCUGUUUGAAUGGCCUUGCUACUAAUUCUGUCAUUUCUUGCUCUGUUUCUGUUUAUUGAUUUUUUUAUUAUGAGUUGUAUUUUUCAUUUGCAUGCGUUUACAUGUUUGGAUAUUGAAUUUCCCAUAUUUGUUCUUCUUAACACAAGUUACUAGGGGAAAAAAUGUGAUCCUUUAAAGGCUUGCUUUUAAACUUUGUAAGGCAGGCACAGAACAACGUUUAUUUUACUGCUGAGUCAGUACCAUUCCGAGUACUCUAUUACCCUAUGAAUUACAAGGGAUUUUCACUUUGGCUAGUGGAACUUAAACUGUUCCUGAUCAUUGUGGGCUCCAAAAAUUGUUUCCCCUUGUGCUUUCAGGUGAUUCUUUAGAAGGCCUUGGGUAGUAGUCACAUGUGGUCAAUAGUACUUGGCUGAAGACUCAAAGGGGAAUCCUCUGCAGAUAAUCUGGAGCAAUCUGUGUAGUUUUGUCACAUUUGGUACUCUACCUUGUGAACUCUAGUUUUGUCCUCCCUGGCUUCCUAACUCUUUCUCCCCAUCUCAGAGACUUUGUGGCUAUACCUGAAUUUCCCUUCCUUGCCCUGCAAUCGUGAAACUCUAGGCAGUAAGAGACAGAGCAGUCAUAGGGCUCAACUAGUUUGUUUCCUCUGUUUCAUAGAUCACGGUUCCUCAUUAUCUGAUGUCUAAUGUCUGGAAACUGUUGUUUCAUGUUUUUGUCCUGGUCCCUAUUACUCUAGUUUGGCUUAAAGCAGAAGUUAGCAUACCAAUCUAUGUUCUUUUUAAAAUCUCUGUUUAAUGUGGGCUUUGAUCAUUUUUCAUAUUGUUUUCUUGGUGCCUUUUUGUCUCAAUCACUUUCGCUGAAUUCAGUUAUAGUGAUUAUAGUCUUUUUACUUAUUUCCUUAGUUUUUGCUCAUAAUUUUAGAAUUUCCAAUCUUUUAUUCUCUUUGGAUUUAUUCUUAAGUCUUUCCCUAAUUUCCCUAAACAUUUAAGGUUGUUAAAUGUUUAAUUUGGGAAGGCUAAAAAUUUACCUUGAAGUACCAUUUCAGCUGCAUUCCACAAGUUAUUCAGCUCUAAGUAUUUUAAAGUUUAUAUUAUGAUUUAUUCGUGACCUAUGAAAAUUGACAGACCGUUAGCAAGACUAAUAAAGAAGAAAAGAGAGAAGAAUCAAAUAGACGCAAUAAAAAAUGAUAAAGGGGAUAUCACCACCGAUCCCACAGAAAUACAAACUACCAUCAGAGAAUACUAUAAACACCUCUACGCAAAUAUACUAGAAAAUCUAGAAGAAAUGGAUAAAUUCCUCGACACAUAAACCCUCCCAAGACUAAACCAGGAAGAAGUUGAAUCUCUGAAUAGACCAAUAACAGGAUCUGAAAUUGUGGCAAUAAUCAAUAGCUUACCAACAAAAAGAGUCCAGGACCAGAUGGAUUCACAGCUGAAUUCUACCAGAGGUACAAGGAGGAACUGGUACCAUUCCUUCUGAAACUAUUCCAAUCAAUAGAAAAAGAGGGAAUCCUCCCUAACUCAUUUUCUGAGGCCAGCAUCAUCCUGAUACCAAAGCUGGGCAGAGACACAACCAAAAAAGAGAAUUUUAGACCAAUAUCCUUGGUGAACAUUGAUGCAAAAAUCCUCAAUAAAAUACUGGCAAACCGAAUCCAGCAGCACAUCAAAAAGCUUAUCCACCAUGAUCAAGUGGGCUUCAUCCCUGGGAUGCAAGGCUGGUUCAAUAUACGCAAAUCAAUAAAUGUAAUCCAGCAUAUAAACAGAACCAAAGACAAAAAACACAUGAUUAUCUCAACAAAUGCAGAAAAGGCCUUCGACAAAAUUCAACAACGCUUCAUGCUAAAAAACUCUCAAUAAAUUAGGUAUUGAUGGGACGUAUCUCCAAAUAAUAAGAGCUAUCUAUGACAAACCCACAGCCAAUAUCAUACUGAAUGGGCAAAAACUGGAAGCAUUCCCUUUGAAAACUGGCACAAGACAGGGAUGCCCUCUCUCACCACUCCUAUUCAACAUAGUGUUGGAAGUUCUGGCCAGGGCAAUUAGGCAGGAGAAGGAAAUAAAGGGUAUUCAAUUAGGAAAAGAGGAAAUCAAAUUGUCCCUGUUUGCAGAUGACAUGAUUGUAUAUCUAGAAAACCCCAUUGUCUAAGCCCAAAAUCUCCUUAAGCUGAUAAGCAACUUCAGCAAAGUCUCAGGAUACAAAAUCAAUGUACAAAAAUCACAAGAAUUCUUAUACACCAAUAACAGACAAACAGCCAAAUCAUGAGUGAACUCCCAUUCACAAUUGCUUCAAAGAGAAUAAAAUACUUAGGAAUCCAACUUACAAGGGACGUGAAGGACCUCUUCAAGGAGAACUACAAACCACUGCUCAAUGAAAUAAAAGAGGAUACAAAGAAAUGGAAGAACAUUCCAUGCUCAUGGGUAGGAAGAAUCAAUAUCGUGAAAAUGGCCAUACUGCCCAAGGUAAUUUAUAGAUUCAAUGCCAUCCCCAUCAAGCUACCAAUGCCUUUCUUCACAGAAUUGCAAAAAACUACUUUAAAGUUCAUAUGGAACCAAAAAAGAGCCCGCAUCGCCAAGUCAAUCCUAAGCCAAAAGAACACAGCUGGAAGCAUCACGCUACCUGACUUCAAACUAUACUAUAAGGCGACAGUAACCAAAACAGCAUGGUACCAGUACCAAAACAGAUAUAGAUCAAUGGAACAGAACAGAGCCAUCAGAAAUAAUGCCGCAUAUCUACAACUAUCUGAUCUUUGACAAACCUGAGAAAAACAAGCAAUGGGGAAAGGAUUCCCUAUUUAAUAAAUGGUGCUGGGAAAACUGGCUAGCCAUAUGUAGAAAGCUGAAACUGUAUCCCUUCCUUACACCUUAUACAAAAAUUAAUUCAAGAUGGAUUAAAGACUUAAACAUUAGACCAAAAACCAUAAAAACCCUAGAAGAAAACCUAGGCAUUACCAUUCAGGACAUAGGGAUGGGCAAGGACUUCAUGUCUAAAACACCAAAAGCAAUGGCAACAAAAGCCAAAAUUGACAAAUGGGAUGUAAUUGAACUAAAGAGCUUCUGCACAGCAAAAGAAACUACCAUCAGAGUGAACAGGCAACCUACAAAAUGGGAGAAAAUUUUCACAACCUACUCAUCUGACAAAGGGCUAAUAUCCAGAAUCUACAAUGAACUCAAACAAAUUUACAAGAAAAAAACAACCCCAUCAAAAAGUGGGUGAAGGACAUGAACAGACACUUCUCAAAAGAAGACAUUUAUGCAGCCAAAAAACACAUGAAAAAAUGCUCACCAUCACUGGCCAUCAGACAAAUGCAAAUCAAAACCACAAUGAGAUACCAUCUCACACCAGUCAGAAUGGCAAUCAUUAAAAAGUCAGGAAACAACAGGUGCUGGAGAGGAUGUGGAGAAAUAGGAACACUUUUACACUGUUGGUGGGACUGUAAACUAGUUCAAGCAUUGUGGAAGUCAGUUUGGCGAUUCCUCAGUGAUCUAGAACUAGAAAUACCAUUUGACCCAGCCAUCCCAUUACUGGGUAUAUACCCAAAGGAAUAUAAAUCAUGCUGCUAUAAAGACACAUGCACACAUAUGUUUAUUGCAGCACUAUUCACGAUAGCAAAGACUUGGAAUCAACCCAAAUGUCCAACAAUGAUAGACUGGAUUAAGAAAAUGUGGCACAUAUACACCAUGGAAUACUAUGCAGCCAUAAAAAAUGAUGAGUUCAUGUCCUUUGUAGGGACAUGGAUGAAAUUGGAAAUCAUCCUUCUCAGUAAGCUAUCGCAAGAACAAAAAACCAAAUGCCGCAUCUUCUCACUCAUAGGUGGGAAUUGAACAAUGAGAACACAUGGACACAGGAAGGGGAACAUCACACUCUGGGGACUGUUGUGGGGUUGGGGGAGGGGGGAGGGAUAGCUUUAGGAGAUAUACCUAAUGCUAAAUGACGAGUUAAUGGGUGCAGCACACCAACAUGGCACAUGUAUACAUAUGUAACUAACCUGCACAUUGUGCACAUGUACCCUGAAACUUAAAGUAUAAUAAAAAAAAAAGAAAUGUACUUUUAAAUUUCAGACCUUAAAAAUAUGCCACUAACUUCUAAGUUGUGAUGUGAUUACAUGAGUUUGAAAUUCGUUGAUACUUGCUUUAUGAUCUGAUAUGUGUUGGUUUUAGUGAAAUGGCCCAUGUGUGUAAGAAAAGAAUGUGUUUUGUUAAUUGAUUCAUGUCUUUUACAUACUAGUCUGCUUAAUUCAUCAGUUUCUAACUCGCCAGUUUCUAAGAGAGGUGUGUUAAAAUCUCCCAAGAUGAUUGGUGGAUUUUGAAUUUUCCAUAUAGUUCUGACGAUUUUUUUGUGUUUUAUAUGUUUUUUACAUUAUUUUGUGCAUAGAAAUUUAGAAUUACAUCUUUUUUUUUAAGGUUCAGAUGAGAAUUUGUACAUUUAUGUGCUAAAAGUACAGAACAAUAGUUGACAUUUUCAGAGUACUUGUUAAGUGAAUUUUAACAAAAUAGUUGAAACUUAUUUGAAAAUAUUUUCCCUUUGGUCUUUGUGGUAGAAAUGACAGACUUUUUCAUUGAAUGAUGAGGACACAGCAGCCAUAUUAUGCCAAGAGGAAAAAUAUCAUGAUCAUAUUGAAAGAUCAAGCAUGAGCUUCCAUGGUGAAGUCUUCUGUACCAAUGCACCAGAGAAUGCCUACCAUCCAAAAAAGCAGUCAGCUGAUGGAAAAGAAGAUUAUUAAACCUUUGUUCUGGGAUUUACUGUUAAAAAACAAACAAAAAACAACAAAAAAGCGGUGACAGGAAACAGUUAAGGAAAUGAUUUAACUGAAGGGAAGCAAGAUUUUUUUAAAGCAUUGUUCUUAAUCCCCAUGACUGUCCUUCAGUCACAAUUCCAGAAUAAAAGAAUCUACUUUGUGUA